AUGUCAAGCAUUAUAGAGGCUUCAGCAGCGUUAAGAAAGAGGAAGCAUUUGAAAAGGGGUAUCCAAUUCACUUUGAUGGUGGUUGGGCAGUCUGGGUCUGGGAGGUCGACAUUUAUCAAUACUUUGUGUGGGCAAGAAGUUGUUGAAACGUCUACUACUGUUAUGCUCCCUAAUGACGACUCUACGCAAAUUGAUGUACAAUUGAGAGAGGAGACGGUGGAGCUGGAGGAUGAUGAAGGCGUAAAGAUCCAGCUAACCAUUAUUGACACACCGGGAUUUGGAGAUUCUUUGGAUAAUUCGCCAUCUUUCAACAUGAUAUCUGACUAUAUUCGCCAUCAAUACGAUGAGAUUUUGUUGGAGGAGAGUCGUGUGAGAAGAAAUCCUCGGUUUAAAGAUGGGAGAGUGCAUUGCUGUCUUUAUUUGAUUAAUCCUACGGGACAUGGUUUAAAAGAGAUUGACGUUGAAUUCAUGAGGCAGCUAGGUCCUUUGGUGAAUGUUAUUCCUGUGAUCAGCAAGUCUGAUUCUUUAACACCAGAUGAAUUGAAGUUGAACAAAAAAUUGAUUAUGGAGGACAUUGAUUAUUAUAAUCUUCCAAUUUAUAGCUUCCCCUUUGACCAAGAAGUAGUUAGUGAUGAGGACUAUGAAACGAAUACGUAUCUGCGUUCUUUGCUACCAUUUUCUAUAAUUGGUUCUAACGAGACAUUUGAGUCAUCUGAGGGGGCUGUUGUGCAUGGUAGGAGAUAUCCAUGGGGUACAAUUGAUGUUGAAGACCCAUCGGUCUCCGAUUUCUGUGUUCUCAGGAAUGCAUUGCUAAUUUCUCAUCUAAAUGAUUUGAAAGAUUACACUCACGAGUUACUAUAUGAAAGAUACAGAACAGAAGCAUUAUCUGGCGACAUGCUGACUUCCAGCAGUGUGUCCUCAAAGUUGAAUAACGGCUCCACCGAAUUCAUCAAUUCUCCUGCUUUGUCUGGUACUGGUUCUGAUUCUGUUCGGGGGAGUGGAGCACCAGAAGCAGAAUCUCGUAACUCUAGCACCAAACAGUCAUCUAACCAAGACACCUAUUUGGCACGCGAAGAACAGAUUAGAUUGGAGGAAAAGAGAUUGAAAGCAUUUGAAGAAAGAGUUCAACAAGAGUUGCUAUCCAAAAGACAAGAGUUAAUGCGGAGGGAACAAGAACUUAGAGAAAUUGAGGAAAGAUUGGAAAAGGAAGCUAAAUUAAAGCAAGAAUUAGAGGAAUAA
Messenger RNA from Eremothecium cymbalariae DBVPG#7215, 1239 nucleotides. It is a transcript of the gene CDC11, whose product is annotated as septin CDC11. Lineage: Eukaryota; Fungi; Ascomycota; Saccharomycetes; Saccharomycetales; Saccharomycetaceae. Gene Ontology annotation, molecular function: molecular adaptor activity; GTP binding; GTPase activity. The coding region runs from base 1 to 1239 and encodes 412 amino acids. The record is from RefSeq and is a predicted model, not a curated record. Gene Ontology annotation, cellular component: cell division site; microtubule cytoskeleton; septin ring. The transcript has a single exon. Gene Ontology annotation, biological process: cytoskeleton-dependent cytokinesis; protein localization to bud neck; actomyosin contractile ring assembly.